Amoebophrya sp. A25 is the source of this 20123-nucleotide messenger RNA. NCBI's taxonomy places the organism in Eukaryota, Dinophyceae, Syndiniales, Amoebophryaceae. The record is from the annotation of a GenBank genome assembly.
CGAAAAUGAAUUCCCAACUAGCCUAGGUUAAAGAACUAUGGAUUGUAGAAGAUAGUAGCUUUUUUAGGCGAUUUUUAUCAUAGGAGGACUACAAAAAGGUUGCAGCUAUUUUUGUUGUGUAGAAGAGACUCCUCCAACGAGGGAAUUGUAUUGAGCUACUCGUGAUAACGAAACAAGGCUUAGUAGCAAUAGGAAACUGACAUGACGAAAAAAGUCAGAGGUUAAAGUCAUUUUUACCAUUGACAAACUACCUACUCAUCCCCGUAGGACUACACCGAGUACUAAAAGUAGUUUCAUCUGAAUCUUUUUCCAAGAACAAGAAUGAGGUAGGCCGCGAGCAUCAAGCAGAACACGUACACGAGCUUCUACAGACCCAAGGGCAGGGAGCCUCACAACUUCUCAUCAAGUUACUGGCAGUGGGAGAGCCGACUGACAGUGGAACAAGAGCAGUACUACCACAAACUUCCAAGCAAACUUCAAGUCACUGACAGUGGAAGAGCCGUACAAAACUUUCCAACUGCCAAAGUUCCAAAAGCCGUACUAUCUCAAUCUUGCUCCAAACGCUUCGGUCUCUCUUCUGUUAUAAUUGACAGAGAUGACGGGAACCUUUGCUUUGUUGCUCGAACGCACGGGCAAAAAUGCCAAGGCACAGUGGAAGGUUUACAUCCAGCCACCCCUGGUUAAGGCUUUCCUGUAAGUAGUAAUUUUUGAUUACUUUCUCUACAGAUACUUACUAGGUACCGAGAUAUUGAAGUAAGAGGCCAAAACAUCUCAGUUGUAGAGAUAGCACUGACUGCAUUCAUCGUUACACGACAGUAUCCAUGAUUCUUUCACGCGUUUUAGAAUUAUGUUUCCCUUCUACAAACGAAACCAUGAAUAUUAUUCCACCUGCUCUAACUUUGUCUACGGGUUGCUCAGCAUCCUCUUUCCGUUUAUAGUUUUCAAACCCUGGCGUAUUUUCGGUUACAAUCUGGGCUUUGAAUGGGAGCAUAUCUCGCAUGGGACCUUUGCAAUCGGGAUUCUGAUCACUUAAGGCUAUUUUAGUAUCACUAUCCCAUGUGACGGAUCAAUCUUUCUACGAUGUUUAGUGACGCAGGAGUCCUUGACUGAAUGGAGGGGAUAAUUAUAAGGGGAUAAGAUGGAGGAUCUAUCAUGUUGAGUGACGCAGGAGCUUUUGACUUAUAAUAAAGGGCAAAAUUACAUGGGGAUAUAUAAAAGCAGGAAAAUAGGGGGAUAUAAGAGAAAAAUAUGGGGAUAAGUAGAGGAAAAUAAUGCGAAAAAAGAGCAACUCACUCAGCGUACAACCAGGGAUAGUCUUCAAAAGACAAACUAGCGCUAAAUUGCCUUCACAGUCGUGUACCUCUCUGGCCUUAGAGAGGUGGCGGUGGCUGCUUCGGGUCAAGUGAUCACGGACAAGGAGGACAAAAUGUUGGACGUUCUUCGUGUGUAUUUAAGGGUAGGCUAAAGGUGUUCCUGUUGUCGUUCGUUUUGCCUUUCUGAAAAGGAAAGGCAUCGCGAAGGGGGUACUAGGGUAAACGAACAGCAAAAUGCUACUUCUAAUGCAUGGCGCGACCCCAUUUCAGUACUGGUCCUCCCAUCUCCUGGCGAUGUUUCUGCUGUCCUUUCUCUUCUUAGGCCUGGGUUUUGGCAGCAUUCCGCUCUGCGUAGACUUUUUUGUCACUGGUCCACCAGGCAGCGCGGCCUACGCGAAUGCGGAGAAUUUGAGCAUUCCCAGUUACUGGAUGGAGACGGCGUACCCCCCACUUCUCUUAUGAAUGUACAUUAGCUGAUGUGAGAUGAAACAGAAACCUUCUUAAUCAAAGAAAUAUUGACUAGAGUAGUUUAUAGCACGCAUGGUGCAUGGAGUGCAUGGAGUAGCAUGGAGUAGCAUGGAGUGCAUGGAGCGCAGAGCUUUAAGGGGCGCAAGAAGCUCCCCCUUUAGCUCCAUGCUACUCCAUGUGAUCCAUGCACUCCAUGCCAUGCGAGCCGUGAAGCCUUAUAAUUAUUAUUCAAUCAUUCUCGGGCUCUGCAAAAAUGACACCCAUCUCGAAGUCAUACGUAACUUCUUAGAACUGUUUAAGAAGUUUCACUUAGGUUGUUAAAGAAGUUUCACUUAGGUUGUUUAAGAAGUUUCACUUAGGUUGUUUUUUAAGAAGUUAGUUUAACUCCUGAAGUUACCAGGAUCGCUGUUAAUGACGUGAAGUUCAUCUAAUACUGGCUGGUCUUCUCGCUGUCGUAACGACCUGCUUUGCCGGAUGCUUUUUGGGUCUCGUCUUAAAGGAUGCAGAAAAUCUACCAACGUCGAUGUCGAUCAUCUUUAAUUAAGGCGGCUAUUUCCUGAACAAAUGGUUCACUAGUCCCUCCUUGUUCUACGAAUUAUAUACAACUGCAGGGUCAGUGAUGAAGUUAAACAAGCUACAAUCUAGCCCACAACUCGUCAUCAUUAGGAGGUACUAGAUGAGGUACUAGAUGAGGGAAUUAGAUAAGGAGCGGGAACUUGUUGGAAGGGGUCGCCGCUAUGAACAAGAAUUCUUGAGGGGGCCGCGACACGACGCCUUCCAUGUUGACCCUCUUCUAGAAGGAAGCUCUAACUUCAUGUCGUUGGCUUAGCAGCAGUGCUGGCCACGGUCCUCUUAGACCUCACUUAUCCAACGCGGACCUCCUGGAUCGGCAUGUCGAUGUCGAACAACGUGAUCCAGAAGCUCCUGCAGCCCUCCAACCCUACUCCGUUUGGGCCAGGGCUGACCGUGAUCGAAAAAGAAGCUGUGAAGUUCGUCGCCGGGCAAUUCUCUGCGUUGGACGAAUGGCAUGUCCAGAACCUUCUCUUUACAGAAAACCCAGAUUUUUAAGGCCAGCACCUAGUGUCCAUUUGUCUCCGCAUCUCGAUGCCCCCGAGUUGUUACCCUUGAUGUACUUGUUUCAUACAUAAGAUGAAAGGAGUACCCUUUACCCUUGUAUUUGUUUCAUAGGAUGAAAGGGGCACCCUUUACCCUUGUAUUUGUUUCAUAGGAUCAAAGGGGUGCCCUUUACCCUUAUAUUUGUUUCAUAGGAUGAAAGGGGUGCCCUUUACCCUUAUAUUUGUUUCAUAGGAUGAAAGGGGUCGAGAUUAAUGAGAGGGGUUCCAGAGCCGACUCUAACCAGACUUGGGGCGAACCUUCGAAGAGUGGAGAAAGGAACCACAGCAGGAAGAGCUGGUGGCGAAGGCGAAGGCGAAGUGGACUCCUUCUGCUUUGCAAGCCGAUGAAGAAGGCCUCAACAAGGCACUCAGGAGCCACGAGAAUUAAGGGUAGGCAAAAGGUGUUCCCGUUACCGUUUGUCCUGCCUCUCUUAGGGGGAAAGGCAGAGCAAACAGGAAAUAACAGAAACACCAAAAGCCUACCUCUAAGAGAAUGGCGCGGACGGCGAGAAAGCACAGAUCAAGCUCAAGGUAGAAAAUAGGAUAACGCUCGAGCUGUACGACCACUACCUAAGAUUAAGGCCCGAUACAAUUCAUUUCGAAGGGUCUCUUUCUUCAUCGUUUUCGCUCAUAGGAUUCUGAAGAAAUGAAGGCAAGAAAUGACUUCCUUUGAGCUCCUCUAAUACACAGCAACCCGCCGCACCUCCUAUGGCGGGAUGACCGUGGCAGCCCUGGAGCGCCGAGUACUAUGGGUGGAAUGGUUAAGCGGUCGGAGACGCUGUGCCCCGACUUUUUUGCCUGGCACACUUUCCUGAACGUCGGAGUCGGCUUUCUUGCGGGUACAUUCGUACCUGGGAUUGCUUUUUUUCGGAUUAUGUGGCGGGGAGCAGGAUUCGUCUGGGUUCGGCACAGCGGACUCAAUGGCAAGGUGGUCUUCGAAUGCGCCAGUGCCCAUUCAGAGGAUGAGCUGCAGAAGCUGAAGGACGAGUUAAGGGCUCCUCUCACGGUUCACUCUGCUGCACUGUUCAUCUCACAACAUUGCAUUCGUCUGCACUUGAUGAAAUCUACUUGAGGAGUUUUUUUCCAACUACUUAUAAGAGAGAAGUACAAGUAACUCUUCAGGGACAGGGAAGGUGUUCUACUGAAGGAUGCAAGAGCUCUGCAACCUCUAAACGAGGGUGUUUUUAUCGUCCCACGGAGUCUCGCUAGCAAGCUUGGUAAAGAACGUGAACUGAACGGAGAAAAACUGCCAAAGAGCGGAAAAAGCCUACGAGCGUUAAGGCUUCUCUUAAUCCAUCUCCUGAAGCAUCCUGCCUGGGAAGGCUUUUCAAGGGGAAAAGGUCUCAGGAUGAUCUUCAGGAUGGAUUAGGCCGAGCUCUAAGAAUGUUGCUGGAGCGGCAUUUCCCUGGUGAAGGAGUAAACGACGGCGCUCUUUGGUCGACUUGGAAAGACUUCGUGGAAGCCGAUGACAUCAAACCGCAUUUGUUGGACUUGAUUCCGUUUAUGCCAAGAUCGCCACCACCUGAUAAAUAUACUUAUAUGAUUUAGGGCUGACCGGUCCCCCCUGUGGUAUGGUCUGUGGUGGCGCGCGCGCGCGCUUUUCCGCGCUGAUUUUCGCGGAUUCGAGUGGUGGAAGGCGUCAAAACUGGGCGCGGGCGUCCCCUUGCGCCUCUCUGCGUGUCCCUCAGGGGCCUCCUGGCCUCUGCUGACCCUCGCAGGCGGGAGGCCUCCGGGGUAAAAGGCCGCCGAAGGCGGCCACGGUCUCAAGAGCAAGCAAGCCGAUGACCAAGGGCCCGGAGGGUACAAUCCGCACGGCUCAGGGUGUCCAGCCCCUCGCCUUUUGCCGCCUUUUGAAGCCUUCCGCCUCCGCCGCACUGCUGCGGCGGCGAAGCAUAUAGCAGGCACGUAGGGCACAGGUAGGCACCUGGAAGGGAGCGCAGGCGGCCCCUCUGGCCCCUUUUGAAGCCUUCCACCUAAUCCGGAGGUCUGUAGGGAACAGCCAGGCAGCUGGAAGGGAGCGGAGGAGGCCCCUUGGCCCCCUUUUGCGGCCUGCUUCCACCCCCGGCAGACGCCCUCAAAAGGGGGCCGGGGCUACCGGUGCCCCCCCUACGCGAGGGGGGAGCGCCGUAGCCCUGCGCCUUGGAUCAUAUCUUGUAUGUAUUCACUUCAGCUUGCUACCGAUACAGCCCCUUCCCUUCUUCCUUUCUAGUGUGUGCGUUACGAUUAGUCUCUCUUAAAGCAGGGUUAGUGAAGUAUAACAUCCUACAAUCUAUACAAAUCAUCACGGUUGUAAGCCAUGCUCAACUAUUUUUAAAUGAUGAUCAGAUUUUUGAUGAUUGAAUCAUUAAUAUGUGGCACUGGCAGAUCCUUCCACGUGGUGCCAGGCACCUUGCGUGAAGGGUUUAGCAAAGUGCCAGAUAAAACUUGUUGUUGUUAUUGGUGUUGUUAUCCACUGACGUGGUAACAUAAUUGAACGAUCAUUUUUACUGUUGUAGUCGCCAAAGAUCACUGCAGUAAGAAUAAGUUCUCCUUUGCCCACCCCAACUUGAUCCUAACGACAGAACGAAGACCCUGUAGCUGUAAAAAUAUAUCCGCUGCUUAACGUCUUUGGCUUUCCUAACGACAGAACGAAGACCCUUUAGCUUUAGUUUUUGGAAGCAGAGAAGCUAAUGGGAUUUAGUCAGAAAUAAGAAAUUCAUCGAUAGAAGUCAAACUGUUUGUUCCCGGGGUCAUUAUACGCACUACCUCUACCACUUCUAACCGAGUUUCGGACGAGGAUUUACGUGAAGUUGGCCGCUUGAAUUUCGAGAAGAAUUCGUUUAAAGAAGUGGCGCGCAUUACAGCUAAAGAAAGCUUAUGGUUAGCUGUUGUCCAUCUUUUUCGGCAUCUUGGUACCAUUUUGCCUUGUAUUCUCAUGAAAUACAAGGGGAAAGGGGUCGAGAUGAGGGGACGAAGAUGGGCUAACGCUGAGUCUAAAAAAUGAUGAACAAAAAGCGGUCCGCGCACCGUGGAAGGGAUCAAAAGAUAAUUAAGGCGCCUGAAGGGCCUAUUCAUCAUCAUCUUUGACUCUAUUUAAAAUAGAAGUUUCAAUAAAAAUCUUUGACUUAAAUUGUUGGUUUCUUAAUGUAUCAAUCUGUUUAUUGCCUCUAGCUCUAGGCUCUCUAAGAGAAGGAUCCCCAUUUCAAACCCGCUACGGAAGAAGCGCCCUACCGGGACCCGGAUUGGUGGGAAGAAGCGACUCAAAUGGAAGGCUGGGGGAUGAUGUGGGGUCUUCGUUUAAGGUCCUCGAUACUAAUAUCAUCUCAGAUCAAAGACAACUCACCAGGGACCACCUCGAAACGUUAGAACUCAUCUUCUACAUCAUGAUUUUGUUUUGCCUUAAAAGGCAAGUAGCCUUGCAAGUCAAUUCAAGGACUACAACAGUGCUAGGCUAAUUUAGUAGAAGCUCUCUUCGAGUUGGUUCCAUCACAACUUUAUUACUCGGCCGGUUCAGUUUUUCGAAAGAGACAACUGCUAAGUAAAAACUCCUCACUUACUCUCAGGGCUAUUUCCACUACCUCUACUUAUUGUGUUCAAUUUUUUACCUCUAGGACUGGAUAGGAGGACUAAGCAGUUUUAUUGAGGAAAGAGUAUCUUCAGCGAUGUUACUCAUAUGUUGUGAAGCAUAAAGCGGUUUCUGAAGUCUUGAGGUGGAUAGUACUUCUUCUAAUAGGUUCCAAACGCAUGCUGACCGCUAGUCCUCGCGAUAUUAGCAAAACAGGAGGCUGGUUAUGGAUGAUCUCAGUUUUUUCUCACAAUAAUACCAUAAUCUUCUAGUUCUAGGCUGCCCUUUUUUUCCUUGAAAGUGUAUAAGUACUUAAUACGUGAAAGAAGGGCCUACUUGCUGGUCUGUUAUUAAAUCAAGGGUUGAAACAUUUCAUUUGUUUCUGCAUGUUGCUUUUCUCCCUUAGCAUUGCUUUCUAAAAAUGAAAGAACGCUUCGCCCUUUAUUAAUUUUGCAUACCCCUGGAGUCGGAGUGGGUAGUACAUUCAUUCAUUCAUUCAAAUGAGAGAAAAAAGAAUCAAGAUCAACCACCUUCAUACUGGUUUGACUCCUAUGCCGCACUAUUGGGAGACUAUCUUGCCGUUUUGUUGAACGCAUUGCUGUGGGGUGGAGCUAUCUGGUAUUACGAUCGUCGUCGCCUUCAAGCCGAAACUGGUGUUGUCUCCGAUGCGAAUGGUUCUUAAGCCUUAGACCCUUAUCGACUCUUUCUUAUCGUUCAUCUUCUGAAUCUGAUGAAGCAUACUGGUAGUGGUCAAGCAAGGUCUCGUGAAAAGGGGAGCCAAGCACGAUGCUCCUUCUACUCAAGGAAGAUGCUUCUCAGCUGUUCUUCUCUCUUCUCUUCUUCUCUUUCCGACUCUCUGAAGUGCUCUCUAAACUAGAGACACGCAUAAACGCAGCAAGGUGCUGCCAGCAGGGUUAAAUGAUGAAGACUUCGAGGAUACGUCGCAUUUCCCCCUACUGCAGCAACAAGAUUAAGACAAGGCUUUUGGUGUUUCCGUGAGUAUACUGUUUUCUGUUUGUUCUUGUGCCCCCUCUCUUGAUAACCUAGAAGAGAAGUAGGGCAUAAGAAGUACACCUACUACAACUAAAGUAAAGGUAAACUUGUUAUGUAUACCAAGUAAUCUAACACAAAGAGAAAGACCCUACCACCUCUAACAAGAGGCUGGUGCUGCAGGGAGUGGUGGAAAUGCCUUGGAGUUGCGUGGCUUGACGAAACGCUUUCAGAAGGUCGGAAGGGAGUUUCUCGCGAACGAUAAUGUGACCUUCAAUUAUGAGGUGCUCCUGUGCUGUCAUUUUUCAUUUUCGCUUUCUGUCUUCAUCAAGUAGGUGGAACAUCUUCGUUUCCUCGGCUAAGAGCAACUGACACUCAUCUUUCACCUGUUAUGAAAUUAGACUGUCCUCUAUGCCUAAAUGUCUUAGUCUUGUCUUGUCUUUUUGUGAAUGACGUGGCUCCCCAUGAAUGAAUAUACUAGAUUGAUAGUAGUUUCUCGAAGGCUUGACCUUGAGGUCCUUCUCUAAGAUGACGUGAAGACUGCAGAGAUCUUUGGCCUUUUAGGGCAUAACGGAGCAGGCAAAACGACGCUGCUGUCGCAAAUAACCGGAUUGAUACCAUUGAGUGAAGGGGAUGCGGUAAUCGCCGGAGAGUCGGUGCGCUUUUUACGAUCGAAGUAGUUUCGAAUCCCCACAUUUUUUUUUUUGAAUCCCCACAGUGUUGAUCUUCACAAGUCACUGGAGGAAAUAGCCUUCAUUAUUGACGUACGACCGUUUGUCAGCACCUCUUCAACAUUAACAUUGAUAAAUCGGAAAGAAACUCAUUCACGACUGAGACGAGGUAGAAGCAUGAAUUUCAAUCACACUUACAACGCACAGUCCUACAUGAAUUUCACUCACGACAACUCACCUCGCGAUACCGAUACACUAGAUUUGCUGUUUCCUCCUUGCGUAUUGGUAUUACUAUAAUGGUGCGUGUUACUCUUUUAUGAUGUGUUACUAUUGUUAUUGUAGUAACCACCUCCUCUAAGGAUUGGAGAUUUGCGGAAGGUACAAGAGAACAUCGCCUUCUGUCCUCAGAAUAAUCCUAUGCUUGGUGCAAACUUUACUCUGCGGGAACAUGUUACGUUUUUCUCGAGGUUGCGUGGCUACGACGAGGCAGAAACAGCGGCUAGCGUUGCCGAGUACGCGAAAGGCCUAGGGCUCACGGAAAAGCUGGACACGCGCUGUUAUGGUUAUAACAUUUCUUACCUAGAGUACUUAGUCGCGUCCUCCAUGUGUCAUCUCGGUCCUCUCCCUUCGCUGUGGUGCCCUUGUAGUUUCCUCAUAGACAGCAUCUUCUCUUUGGUAAGUACCGUCUUGUUCCCAUUAUAGGCAUCUUUUCUUCGAUACCCUCUUCUUGUUCCCAUAGAGUAAUUAUACAAGAAGGUUUGAGCAGUUCCCAUAGAAUAGCCAGAGAUGAAGGGGCCGACUUUUAUUUCUAACGCAGCGAGGAGCUUUCUGGAGGUCAGAAAAGACGCAUGUGGGUAAUGUGUGCGUUUUUGGGAAAGGCGCCUUUGCUUUUGCUAGAUGAGCCCACCAGUGGCAUGGAUCCACAAGCCAGACGGGACUUCUGGGUCAUGCUCAAGUUAAGGCUUCCUCUGACCCCUAAUUGUACUCAUCUUCUUUCAGAUAGUGCAUCUUCGUGGAGUACUAACUUCCCCUAGUAAGGAACGAUUAGUCAGUUGUUGUACUAACUUCCCCUAGUAAUGAUUUUUUUAAUAGUAGUCAGUAAUCCAUCUUCAGUAGUCAGUAGAUACAGUCACUGCAUCGUGGAGUACUACCGUCCCCUAAUGAUUAGUAAUCCAUCUUCAUAACAGAGUAGUUUAUAGCACGCAUGGUGCAUGGAAUAGCAUGGUGGAGCGCAUGGAGCGCAGAGCUUUAAGGGGCGCAAGAAGCUCCCCCUUUAGCUCCAUGCUACUCCGUGCGAUCCAUGCACUCCAUGCCAUGCGAGCUGUGAAGCCUUAUAUAUAAAUUGCUCUGCCAUAAUGAUCAUUAGUCUAAUAUUCCAUCUUCAGAAUCAGGUAGUGCAUGAUCGUAGACGAGAAACUGUUCCACGGCAGCUACUAGUGCAUCUUGUUCGUUGGAGUAAUUCUUGUUCCGUCCUCGUAUUGUAAGGGGAAAAGGGCCUCAAGAAGAUCUUUUGGGAUAGGCGGGCCACUCCAUAAGAUGCUUUUUCAGCGAUGAAUUUGAAUGACUUAUGUAUCUAUAAAAUUGUUUUGUACCGCCAUUAAGCUAGUUCUAGUAGUAGUCUUAUUUGGGACACCAUGAUCAUGAACAUCGCUGAAAGUGGGACUCCACCGACUCCAUAAGGGUGAAAACUCUAAGCAAGCAAAUGGCGAGAGAGCAUAACCGCGCGGUCGUGUUCUCCACCCAUUAUCUGGAAGAGGCGGACCUACUGGCCGAGCGGAAGGUGAUACUGGCGGCUGGCCAAGUGAAAGCCUUGGGCACGUCUGCAGAGCUAAAACGAAAAUUCGGAGCUGGAUACUGGAUCAACGCGUCGAUAGAUGAGGAAAGUAGCACAAUGUUAAGGCUUCUUAGUUCCCGAUUUCACUGAAAAUCCAUCUCAAUGUAUAGCUAACUUGAUGGUUCUGGUUGUUGGAGAUGAUCUCGCUAGUUGGAGUCUGCUAGAGACUACAACAUGUUCUUCAAUAAAACACCCGUAUGGAUGCACCCCUGCUGUUCCUGUUGUGUACAACAAGGGGCAUAGUACUGAGGCACACACGCUUGAAAGGUCUCCUUCUCCACAGGGAAGAUGAACUACUACUACUAGGAUGCAGAGGUCUAAUGAUGCAAGACGAAGCUACAACAUCAUCAUCAACACCUCCUACCAGGAUGAAGGAGAAGGAUGCACGCGAGCACUUGCGUAAAUUUGGACAGGAGAUCAUCGAGCCGCAGAUCAAGGGUAUGAAGACACGCAAUCCGAAGGUGAGCGGCUUUUUCCUGUCUUACAGCGUGCCUUGGAACGAAGUUGGCAACCUCCCUGCUUUACUCGACAAAAUCGAUGCAGAGUUAGUUACGGCUCCUCCUACUAUUAUAAAUAUAUACCACCGGUGUCACAACUGGUGCCUGCUGCCGUUUAUUUAGUAAACGAGGACCUGCUAAUAUUUAGAAGUAAGUACUACUUAUAUCUAGUAGCUAGUAUAUCUUCACUACCUGCUGGCGUUUUAGUCCUAUCUGGUGUGCUGUAGUUGUUGCCAAGAACUUCUGUUGGAAUUGAUAAUCGUGAAAGAAUGAACUAAGGGGGAUCCAGCGAGGACAUUAUAAAUAGCUCCUUAAAAGGAUUUUAAACAGGAGCAACCUGACUUGUAUAGUUAGCAACAAAAACAAGAAUCAUGAGUUCUCUGCACUUCUAAAUUGGGGAAGUACAAGAUAUCGAAUUACUCAGUGGAGAUGACGACUCUGGAGGAAGUUUUUCUGCGCAUUGGACAUGAUACCGACCAAGAGCAGGGCACUGCGGUUGUUAGUGAGGAGCAAAGAGCAAGGGAUAUCGCGGUUGGACGCUUGCCGCUUCGUCCGCGAGAGCGGUCCUUUAAGGCUUCAUCCCUUUAGACUGCUCAUCAUCUCUGUAAGUGAAAGUGAUGUACUUAUUAUCGGGAUCCCUCUUCAACUACCGUAAGCGCCCAAAUAGAAGUACAAGGAAGACCAUACGCAUACUUUCAUCUUAGGAGCCUUAUACGCCGUAUCUUGGGGAGGAGGGAUCCCCACACACUCAGAGGGAUGAACCGUCUAGGGAUGGGUCUUUCACUUUCUAAGUCCUUUUUUCGCGAGGUGUCGGCUAUUUGGCACCUUCGAUGUUCAGGUCUUGGCUGGAUGAGCUUUCUCUUGCCAGCAGUGCGCAUUGCGUUCGUUCUGUAUUGGGUUAUCAGUUCUAACAAGGCCCUCACUUUGGAGAAAAAAGAGAAAACUCCGAGCGAUUGGUUCGCAGCAUUAAGGAGAAUCAUUGUAGUGAUCGUCGUAGUCAGGAGGACCUAUUGAUUAUAAUACUUUGUUGAUAUACUACAACUCGUAAGUAGUACUCUUUUACAAUACAGGAAAAAGUAUUGCUCACUUUGAGCUUGAUGCUAGUAGUGCUAGAAGUAGUGCUCCGGUUAAAAGUAAAGCAUGAGUUGAAGGCGUUCAUCUGCGUCUGCGAGCCUCAUCACUAUUACUCUCGUGAUCAUGAAGAUAAACCAUAUCCAUAACCAAAUGGACGAUUCCCAUACUUACUACUUCAAUUGAUAAUAAAUCGACUGUGCUGUCGUGUCGUGCUUACUCUGAGGAUGCUAUGGAUUUUAUAAUAUAUGAGAUCUCCUAGAGAAGUGUAAGUUCAGCUAAUAAAAUAAAAAUACAUUCAAGGAUUUCAUCUACUACUUCUACCCCUUCUAGGACCUCUCCAACGGAGGGCCUCCAUUGCCUACUUUUAACCCUUAUUAGGUGUUCAUUCUAAGAAGUAAGUACUUCUAAUCCUUCAUCUUUUCGCAUAUUCCGUUCUUCUGAUAGAUUAGCGAUGAUCACCUCCUUCUAAGAAUUGCUUUGCUUUCCUAUAGUCCUACGGUGAUCGCCAUUAUUCUCGGCACGCCGCUUGCAGUAUGGCCAACGACUAGCGCGAUGACUCUGGUUUACCACGAAGUGGCGGAGAUCAAAGUCCUUGCGCACGCGCAAAGGCACGGACUGCGAAGGGUGGGCUAUUUCUUUGGAAAUGCCCUCUUUUUUAAGGCUUCCCCUGAUCGUCCAGUACAUCGAGAUCCUAGUACACCAGAGCAGUUUAUAGUACGCAUGGCGCAUGGAGUGCAUCAUGGAGCGCAGACCCAUAAGGGACGCAACAAGCGCCCCCUUUAGCUCCAUGCGAUCCAUGCACUCCAUGCCAUGCGAUCUGGCAAACUUUAUACAUUACUCGGCUAGAAGUAAUCCACCUCACUUCGGAUUCGGAAGCUCUUUCAUUCUUCGAGACGUCUUACUCUGUGAGGAGUAUCUUAGGGGUAUCGUAUUAACAGCGGUAACGGUCUUAGGAAGAUGGACAACAUGAACUUCGAGGUACUGCUGGAUUACUAGUUAGGAGGAGGUCUAAAAUUUUCUUCACCACGACGGGCCUGGGUCUCGCAUCCCUCUUGUGGGGUACCUUGGUUGUAAUCUCCGCGGAUCUGCCGGCAAAGCAUAUCCUAGCAUUGGAAGAAGGGUCGAGCAGCAGGAACGUCUUCUACGCCAAAUGGCUGCUGGGGCCUCCGAUUGCGUCUAUUUGCGCUCUUCUUAAGGCUUAAUUAGUACAUUUGAAUAAAUAUUACCCUUUAUACCUAACCUUACCUUUUUUCCUAGUUAGCUUGGCUCCACCCAUAAUAUUACACUUGAAUAAAUAUGAACAAGGAUGUACAUGUUCGCCUCCACCGGAUACACCUUGCGUGAGAACGGGGCAAAGGCAUCCUAUCCUAUAUUAUAAGUAUUAACUAAGUAAGUAAAGAUAAUCAUGAAAUGACUCACCAUGAGCAUAUUUAUGCGAAGUUUCCUCAUCACGACAAGAACACCUUUGUUUUAACUAUACAACUUGAGUUAGUAGAGCGGACGCAUUAUUCUUUUGCAGUGUUCUCUCUGCUUCUUCAAAGCUGAUACAACUUAAGCAGCCCUUCUAAUCUUCUCGUCGGGAUGCAGUGGGGAGGCUGUGGCAGCAGGUUUCUUACUGUGUUCGUUGGAAUGGUGGUCUCUUUUGGCAUGAUUAUGUCUGGGGCGCCGCCUUUUUACCCCUCUCUGAAAGGCAUAAGGCUUCCACGUAUUCAUCUUAAGAGGCAUCUUUGGCGAGGGGACAAACGGUCAGAGACGCACCCUAAGAUGAAUAUAGGGAAGGUCUAACAGACGCCCCUGGAGGUGCCUUCGCUGGCUCCGGUUGGAUGCCUUCGGUCCUCUUCUUGCCGCAAUCCAUAGGCAUUAGCGCAAAUGGGAUCUUUAAGGCUUCCUCCAAUACAUUGUAAGUAAUAUUUUUCUUGAAGUUCUGAAGUCGAAAAUUGGAACGCAAAUCGGAAGGAUCAUGUAUAUAGCACUGCAAAUAAGUACCUAGACUCUAGUAAGUACUAUGAUCAUCUCUAUAGUAGUAUACUAAUAUUAUUACUAGCUACCCUAGUUCUUCAACCAUGAUGAUAUGCACCCCAAUGCGUAAUACAAGGGGAACACAACGACAACAUAUAGUAUACAAGAACUGAGGUAGAAGUAUCUCUCUUCUUGAGGGAUUUAGUUACCACACGGGGAUGAAUAGAAUUUUAUGCGUCGAUGAACAAAAUCCUCUAAGAUCACGCUCGAGCAGCUGCUGGCGAAUGACCCUUUCGCAAAACAGCUCGCAGAUGCAGCAUCGGGCACACCGUCUUCAGUUAAGGCUGCUGCUCAAUCACACUAUUGUCGAGUUGUGAGACCUGUUUGUUAUUAUAUGAGUGGUAUUAUUAAAGCUCAGCAUUCAAUGGUCACUGAUGCUGAACGGAAGAGACCCCCUUCUUUCCCUUCGUUUUCCCCUGUUGUCUCAAGGGGUCGCCUCUUCGAUCUCAGUGACCAACCCCAAUGACCAUUGAAAGUUGAGCCUUAAUAUUAGUGGUUACACUAUUAUAUGAGUGGAGGUAUUAGUGGUAGUGGUUACACUAUUAUAAUAUAUAUGAGUGGAGGUAUUAGUGGUAGUGGUUACACUGAUAUUCAUCAGGGUCAUUCAAGAUUAGUGGUCCACUCUCUUACACUAAUCAUGAGUAAACUAACCUAUGAGCAAUUACCUAUACUAGAAGUUCACAGUCGGUCAUCCUCAGAAGCGAGAGGGACCUUACUUACACUAUUCAUUGUCGAGACCUGUUAGUGUAGGUCCCUCGCGCUCCUGACGAGGAAGCAAGAGUACUAGGCCCGUGCAUGCCCCUGAUUGCGUUCCUCGUUUGAUGUUCCCUUGCAGAAAGGAAGCGUCUACGUCACGUCGCGUUUAUGUCAGCGAGAGGAAUCCUUGGAAGACGUGAGUCAAGGUCAACAGGAUUGCUCUAUAGGGUCGUUACUUGUUUUUAGGGACGCCACUGACUCGUAAUUAGUUCUACGAAGUCCACUCAUCAAGCAGGAGGAACGUCGACAACGAUAGUGAUUGACUGGCUUUAAAUUACAGGAAGCUGGAAAAGCUACAUACGAGUCCUAUGACGCAUUUACAGGGGGCCUUUACGCCAUUCUUCUCGCUAUACCUGCUUCCGUCUUUACGUUUUUUGUGGUCGACUACCUAGCCAAUUUUAAGGCUCCUUCUUCUCACAGUGAGUUCUUUCAUCUUGUCAAGAAGUAGCAUCUUUGGAGUAGAAUUUUCAAGGAGAAAGAAGGUUAAACUCAAAGAUGCGCUUGAAGAUGUAGAUGAAUAGAGGGAAAAAUGUCUAACAAUUGGCCGACGAAGUCACAACAAGUAAACCCUGCGGAGUGGCCCACGGAUGACGUAGUCGUAAGAGGCGGCAGGAACGAGCGGGACUCCGCAGUAGUAGAGGAGGAGAACAGAGUGAAGAAUCAGUAUCAACAAGGCAACUACAUGAUUAUUAAGGCCGUGUCUAUUCAAAUUUAUAAUUUUCCACUCCAAAUGAUGUAUGGUACAUAUUGAUAGAACCAUCAAGUAGAACUACAUUUAGCAAGGCCUCCACUACAAUUAUUGGAUCCAAUCUCUCACCAUGAUCAGGCACAAUCAAUCAAUGAAUAUUACAUUCAUUGGCCACCUUUUCCUUUUCGCGGAUAUUCAUCUGAGUGACGCAGCAACGACCUCAUCUUCCUUAGCUUACGGAUGACCACUUCUCUCGGAAAAAGACUUCUUGCGUCCUUCUAAUAUGGACGAUCAAUCUGGGACGCACGAUGCGGAUGCUGUAGUGGUGUCGGACGUUCGCAAGAGGUUCUACAAUCCAAACGGAACUGCCUUCUGGGCCACGCGAGGUGUGUCGCUUGGAGUCAAACGCGGCGAAUGCUUUGUUAUGAGUGUACGGAAUGCAGCAUCUGCAUCUCCAAGGAGGUGAUCUUCUGGACAAAGAAAUAAAUAUAGAGGAAAAUAGCGGACCCAGGUGAUAUCUGUGAGAUGUUGCAUUCCCGAAGAUGCCUCUAACUUUGGUUUACUUGGCCCGAAUGGUGCAGGAAAAAGCACUCUUUUUAACCUGAUCACAGGUGAUUCUGAGACCGGAGGCGUUUCUUCAGGGAAGAUUUUGAUCAAAGGUCAAGAUUGUUACGCCGACAACUUUUCCGUGGCAAGCAAGAUCGGUGGAUUAGCGCCACAAUUUGACAAACUAUGGCCGAAAAUGUCAGGGAUCGCACAUCUUCGCUUUUACGCACGAGUGGCCGGGACCUAUUACCCACCAGCUAAGGAAAGCAACAGCAACAAGCAUGAUAGCGACAGCGAUGAAGAAGAUACAGAGCGAUUGUUGGGCGGCCCGUUUCACAAGGUACAUCAACUCCCAUUUUUUUUUGAUCUGGUGAUGUGAGUGAUUAUUUUUAUCUCCACUUCCAUUUCCAAGCUGCAACUAUAUUAUCUGGGACUACCUACCAUGGAGCACUUCUCAAACCACAUUUCAUCUUCACUUCCUUCAAGGACCUUGUCGUGGGAUGAGCUGUUGAAGUAAGUACUUUUUUCACUUCUCCCCAGUCAAACUUUAGGAAAGAAAGCUGGAUAGAGUUCAUUAGAGUUAGUUGUUGACUCAAGAAAUUAAAUUAGCUCACGUACUAGUACUUGUUGACCUUCACACCUACAAUUAUCUACUUAUAACAAAUUCAUCAUCCUUCCAUUUAACCUUCAAUCGUUUCCGAAUGGACGACCCGCAGCAUACCACUAACUUCCUGCAGGACUAUGGUGAAGAUUUGAUUGAACGGACUCUACGUGACGUUUCUCUUUCGAUGAAAGAUGCGGACAUGCCAACAGAGACCUAUUCUGGAGGAAUGAAGAGAAAACUCUCAGUGGCAUUAACGAUGGUGACAUUAUGUUGAACCACAGUAGAAGUAGUUUUUGUGCUUAGUACAUAGUUUUUGUUUUCCUCCGCCUCUUGACGUCGCCUUUACUACCUCGCGACGAGUGCGACGUAUAUCAAGAACACGACCAUCUGUCAUCAGUCAGUCAGUCAAUCAGUCAGUCAAUCAGUCAGUCAAUCAGUCAGUCAAUCAGUCAGUCAAUCAGUCAUCAGUCAGUCAGUCGAUGAAAUCAGUCAUCAGCCAGUCUAACUCUCGAGCCAGAAGUCGUCUUUCUGGACGAGAUGUCGGCAGGAGUUGACCUCGGAGCACAGCGGUACCUGUGGAACAAGUUGAUACAUCGACCAGCGGGACAAACGAUCAUCUCAACUACGCAUUUUAUGGCGUCGAGGUAAACUACUAUUACUAUAUUAUUAUAGCAGAGUAGUUUAUAGAACGGAUGUAGGAUGGACUUGGAUGGAUCGGAUGGACCCCCCUGAUUCUUCCGAUCCUACUUGAAAUGGUGGGAAGUCCAUCCGUUCCAUCCGAUCCAUCCGAUCCAUCCCAUCCCGGAUCUGGGACCCCUAUAAAUUACUCUAAUUUUUAUAGUGUUAGAAGAAGAAUUUCUAUUCCAUUUUGAUAGAUAAAAAGCCAUCAUGGGUAUGGGUUAGAUAUCUAUUAUAUUUUUCUAUUCGGAUUCAGACAUCUCUCUACUCUACUCGUGAAGUUUGAUACACUUUUCCUAUCCUCCUGACUCCUGAUCGCGUGAGCCUCUGUCCCUAGUACUUCGGCAUAUCGCAAACUCUUCCCAUUAUAGUAAGUACAUAUUUUAUAGGACAACCUCUCCCUGCUUCCUAUCCCUCCUUCAUUCUCCCCAUGAUGGAAGCUGAUGCGACGUGCGACCGUGUCGGGAUCUUGGUGCGUGGGCGCUUAGAAUGUCUUGGGCGCACAGAGCAAAUCAAGGAAAAGUAUGGCUCCGGUUACCACCUUGAAAUCUCUAUUCCGAAACCUGAGGGUACUUCUAGACUUUUAUUUUUUUGCCAAAGAUCAAUCAAUAUCAGGGACUUCUGUGGAGCACUUCUGGAGCACUUCUUCUACAGACAUUUUUGUGACAGCUUUAGGUUUUUUUUUCAAAUUUACAUACAGGUGGAAUGAUCACUUUGAUUUUUUUUUUACAAGUUGCAGUACAUCAGUGAAUGUUGACAUCAAAGAAAGUUCAUUACCAACUCAACCCUCAUCCCACGUCGCAAUGAAUCGUCAUACUUACCUCUUGUUUCCUACUUAGGCAUCCUAAGUAUUGAUCAUUUUCGACACCGAAAAUUCAUUGCCGAGCGGAUGAACUAAGUCCUGAUGAUUCCCCACUUUACUUUUUGUGGUUCCAGGUCCACAGCCAGGAGAGAAGGCAAAGGACCUGCAGGAAUCUUUGUGCGGUAGUGUAGAGGACCUGCGCGCCCAAGACAUCAUUCUGUUGGAGGAAUUGUCCAUAUCUGUUAAGGCCAAGAACGUUUUUAACUCGUAAUUUGAUGAGUCAGUCUUUCUAUCUCAAGGAGGAUGAAUUGAGUAACAGUAACAACUCAUAGCUGGACUUGGAAUCGUUUCAAGAUGAUAAUAUAUCAGUAUUAGUGAGCCAGUCCUCCUUCUUUCUUCAGAUUCAUAACUUACUACGAAGUUUUCAAGGAAUGUUGAGCAGCUCUCUAACUCAGAGACCAGUUCCCGCCUGACGUUUGAAUUGCAUGGGCAAAAGGGGAAAAAGCUGAAACUUGCACCAAUUUUUCGCUGGUGUCUUUAUGGUUCCUGCACAUUUUGAAAAAGUAAUGACUCUUACAUAAGUAUCAGUAUCACGACGUCCAGUAAAAAGCUGUGUCUGUCUUAUAUGCAUUGGGCGGACCCGAACCUAUCCUAACGACGUUGCUAGGUUUUUCUUGUACUACAACUACGUUAGGUUAGGUUAAUCUUGUAGGCUAAAGGCCGUUGCUGGGCGGGGUUUUUCUUGUACUGUACUACUAUGUUAGUUUGUACUCAUACAGUGGUUGGUCGGUGGUGUUUUCCUUGCACUGACAUACACACGCAGUAGUAGUUCGCUGUCCUUCCGGAUGAACUGUAGUUUCUGCUUCUCCUCUAAUCCGACAAGAAGCAGGAAAGCGGGGAGCUGAUUGAAUAUGGGCUCGGGCAGCCUACGCUUGAACAGGUGUUCCUUCGGUUCGCACGCAUUCAAGAGCAAUUUUACGGCUUCCAGCACUAGAGACUACUUAUAAUCCAGGAAGUCGAAGUCCAGGAAAAGGAGAGGUCGAAGAGACUAGGUUAUUGAGUAGUUUUUUAUAACACGCAGAGUAGUUUAUCUUUAUAACAACACGCAUCAUGUCGUAUUAAUCAGAGUAGUUAUUUAUAACACGCAUCAUGUCGCAUGACCAUGACCUGCAUGUGCAUGGAGUGCAUGGAGGAGAUGCAGCAGAAGUGCCCACGUAUUCGCUUUUUGUCUUUUUAUCUCUGACCCUACUUCUGGGACUUCCCUCUACUUUUCAAAGGGAGCGACAAAUCAUUUUUAGGUUCUCCUAAAACUGACAAUAAGAAUUGUGAGUUCUAAGAAUUCGAAGCCGGAGUAGUUGCGCCAACGGACCACGACCCAUUGGAUGAGCAUUUUCCCAGUGUCUUAGAGCCGACGCAAAUUGCGGUGGCCUAGACCAGGACGAUAUGAAGACGAGUACGAUGGAUUUUGGUGCCUCGUAGAACCGUCGUCGACCUAGUUAAAGGGAGGCUUCCUAGGAAUGAGAAACUCUAACUUGUUUAGUGGAAUAUUUCAAGCUUGAAAAUAAUGACUAGUCUGGCUUGAUAUGUUGUUCGUCUUGUAAAGAGAAUGAUCGAAGAUCGGCAAUAAAAAUGCCUUUGAAUACUAGACGUAAGUAAACAUAGAAAUACGUAGUCAUACACAUCUUCAUAGAGGACAGGUACAAGGACAGAAACGAACCUUACAGGGUCAGUAGAGGUAGACGCAUAUCACACUCACAGCUUCUUGAAUUCAUAAGAAAACAUAGAAAAAAUAGUUCGACGUUGGCACAUAGACAGCAUACAUUCAUAUGGCUAAACAACAUGAUCCGACAGAAUGGACUACAGUUUCGCAAGUUGUAUCCGACAGAUAGGCUUUCGGCCCAUAAUAUGCACAGAUUCUCUUUUGUUUAGUGACGGCUGAAGAGAAGGAUGAGAGCCUCAUUGAGAGGAGAAAGAAAGACGUAACGCAAGUCUCGACGAAAUGUAAAUUUAUCUUCUUAUUGAUUGCAUCCUUGUCGAAUACAUCUAGAUCGCGUAUUUACUACAUCGUACGACUAUACUUCGCAAAAUUGAAUUUGGACUAUUAAUGAAGACCAAUUGCAAGCACCACAUAGCUGAUAUGUAAGAAUUUCAUGGAUCAUAUUAAUCGGCACAGCUCGUAUCCACCAACAUACUUGGUUUACACCUGAUUGAGUAAAGUUACUUCCCAGAACGUCGCCAGAUUAGUGCAAUCAAUAUCACUGCGCCUCGCAUUACGACGACACCUUCAGGUAUUUGACUAUGCUCUUAUAUAUAUAUUUCUUCACAUAUCCGAUAUGGAUAUGAAUUGAUAUUUUGAAAUUCGGGCAAGUAUUGAUUGUAUGAUGGGAAGGAUUAUGAUGGUUUUCCAAACAAUUUAUGUGUACCCCCUCAAUCAAGGAUUAUGACAGUUUUCCCCGCCCUCAUCAAGAGCGAAGCUUAGCUGAGACAACAGCGAAGGGCAACGACCUGAGUAGAAGAAAAAUCG